UUGUAUAACACGCUGCAUUAACUCUCGCGCUACCGCACGCGUUCUGGGUUUAGCAAACCACGUUAAAUGUCCAGACUUGACCACUGGGAUCAAGAGUGUUCAUAUUAUAAGCGAUCAAUGCGAUGUUACACAACAUAAUAGCCAAGAUCUUGAAACGCCGACAGUUGCGUCUACUCCGGCACUGUUAGCACACAGCAUUCGGGACUUGGUCGUGAUUGACAGGUGCUUGUUUCGUAUGACUGUCAGGUGUGUAUUGCAGUUCGCGCACAGCAUUCGGGACUUGGUCGUGAUUGACAGGUGCUUGUUCCUUUGAUUGUCAAAUGUGUAUUUCAGAGAGACUGCGACAAGGCUUCAAGACAGCUUGUCACUGACUGGGAUAUAUACCGUUUCAAUCACACGACAUUUUUUGUACUAAAUCACGGCAUGGAAAACGUGAAUUUAACGUGAUUCCUUGAGACGAAGAGUAUAUCAAUGACAAAUUACUACACAUGUGUGCCGAAGAAAGACAAUAACGGCAAUAAGGCAUCACACGUGGGAUCUUAACGGGACUCCGAGUGACCUUGAAGCGAGUGAGGUCACCAAACAUUCACAGUAUCUCCGCACAAAGUGACAUCGGACAGCGUGACGCUGGUAACCUUCAUUGCCGCGCCUAGCAGACAAUACAACGCAGCGAUUAAGCACUUGUAACGCUUGUUUAUUCCUCAACGUCAUUCAGUAAUCCUGUGUGUCCAACAACAGAUAACAUUCGGGUGCACAGCGGGUGCCAGGAUACACCUGAAGGACUUGUCCUUUACAGGAGGGCUUUUUCAAUUGUUGAGUGACAGUUGUGGCGCUUUCAGAAAGAAAACAGCCACUGGAUAUCAUAUGACUGUAGUGAUUCCUUUGGUCUCCAUUUGGCUGAUGUGCAUGUGUUCCUGUCAACAUUAAAAGAGUUUUGGAUUCAAGAGUUCAAACAUCAGUGCUUGGUUGGACAUUACACCUGUCCGGAUGAACUGACCAUUGACACGUGACUGAUAGCUGUAGUCACGUGACGUAUGACUGAAGCGGCCAGUGCGAAGGUGGAGGACGCCGUCACUUCGUGCGACAUGACGUCUGGGAGGAUAGCUGCUCGGUUUUCUGUGGAUGAUGGCGAUGAUGACAUACCCCACAUACCCGUAUUGAAGAGCGAGACAGUCAGAAGUCGUAAAGGAAGUCGCGGAGAAAUGGAGACAAAGUCGAAAUGGGAGUCGCUGGUGGAUGUAGCGGGAAGUCUGAACCAAGACACGCGGAAGAUGUUCCGGUAUAUGAAGAAAAAGUUGCGCGCUAAACGACGCGGUGGUGAGACGGAGGUCAAAGCCAUUCAUAUAGUUCCGGACGAUGAUGAGAGUAAGUGGGCGAGAAGGUCCGCCAGCAGCGCGGCAAGCAGGACAUCAACUGACACCGCUUGUUCCAACAGUAGUCGUGAGGAUAGCAGCUUGCAAGUAGUGCACGACAUGGCGGAAGAUGUUAUAGUCGGCUUAGAGUGACGGUGAAUAGGCUGCAGCAACUGCAUGGUGCUACUUUAUAGGACAAAGAGGGUAAAAGGCAAUGAAAUAUUCUACCGCGAUUUAAAUGUGAUCGCUAUGGCAACGACAUACCCUUGACGCAUGCCUGUUAUUUCGACCGGAACUUCAUAGUUCUCCCUGGUGAAGUGGACAAAGGGAGACAACUCUCGCGAUCCUUUUGGUGGUGGUUUUUGAAGACUAAACACAACAGUCGGGGUUCAAACCUGACAAACAUUCACGUUGUGGUAUCCCUUUUUGUCAACUUACGAAUUUUGGAAGUAUUAUUCAGAUAUGUCUAUGUGUCAAUGAGCCCUAAAAGUCCUGACGUUGGGAUGUAAACGUGACCACAGAUGGCGACUGGAGCGAGUGCAUGGCAUUAUUGUAAAUACACAUGUACCUCCAGUUGAUGAAUCAUCACUUCAGAUUAGCAAGAUGAAACUGACGAAAUGUGCUUUCGACGAAGACAACUGUUCCACCAAAAAUAUACAGUAUUACACUGAUAUUGUUAAAAGGUAUUAUUAAUGGA
Messenger RNA from Haliotis rubra (blacklip abalone), 2049 nucleotides. RefSeq lists its product as uncharacterized. The record is from RefSeq and is a predicted model, not a curated record. NCBI's taxonomy places the organism in Eukaryota, Metazoa, Mollusca, Gastropoda, Lepetellida, Haliotidae. The coding region runs from base 1035 to 1505 and encodes 156 amino acids. The transcript has 5 exons.